Oikopleura dioica is the source of this 1494-nucleotide messenger RNA. NCBI's taxonomy places the organism in Eukaryota, Metazoa, Chordata, Appendicularia, Copelata, Oikopleuridae. The record is from the annotation of a GenBank genome assembly.
AUGGGUCAUCUUAUCGGUGCGAAGAUCCUAGCACAGCUUGAAUACAACGAUUUUUUGAACCUUGAAUACAUCCUUUGCCCACCAGGAGCGGGGCCAUACGACGGCAUUAUCUCAGAUACAAGAUGUGCUGAACUUCUGAACAAGAUGGAGCGAACUGUUGAUAGAAACAUCGCCUUUGUGAGACGAGACUUUGAAAUUAAGUACAAAAAGAAACCAAAUGUUUCCGGGAUAGUCAGCAUCAUCAAAACCCACAAGGCUCUUUGCGAAGGAUACAUUCAACCAAAAGCUUCUUUCCGAACUUGCGCGAGUAUUUCCUUCCCUGAGAUAUUUCUUGGGAAUGAUUAUAUUGUGUCAGAUGCUCGAAUUCUUGGCUCACACGAUCGAAGCCUCCCAAAGAAAGACAGAACGAAAGCAUCAAGAGGGCCUUUAGCACAAACUACUAUCACCUUCUAUGUUUACAAAAUCAUUCGGCCAAACGCAGUGACUGUCAUGUUGAACCAAGUCUUCACCGCCGAGUACGACUACCAAGUCUAUCAUCCAGAAUUCUAUCUUUACGAGCCAUAUGUGGUAACCAUACGGUCGCGGAUGCAUCAGUUGAAACAAGUGCAAAUCUACAACAUGGAAAAUAUCAGAGAAGACAUCGUUGAUCCACGGACAGCAGAAAUCGUUGGUGGACUCUGCUACGGAUGCCACGAGUACGACAAGCGUUACAGACCCAAGCUAAUCCAAGAUCGUUUCUUUUCCAAGAAUCAUUUUCUGCCGGUCGUUUUCCCAACAGACCGUGCCGACAAAGUCAAAAUCGAAGUCUGGCAUAUUUCUCCCGAAGGCAUCAAAGAGCAGUGGAGCCAAAUAGUCAUCUUGGACGAGGUAGAGGAUGAAGGAACGAAAUUUGAAAUCUUCUCGCGAAUGGCCUUUCUUGAUAGCUACAACUGGGCAGGGAUAGAUUGCAAUCCGGACCUUUUUCGGACUCUUAUCUAUCACAUUCGCCUCGAUGAAAGAAAGGUUGAAAGUUACAGAUUCGGCCAUGGUUGGACCGACAUUCAAGCCUUUGGUUACUAUAAAGAUACGAUGUAUUGCUACAUUGGAAAAGAUGAUGCCGACGAUUUGCCGCACGCUGAAAGACACAGCUUCCUUGCCAGAAUAAAAGACGGAGAACCAGAAAUGCUCUGCUGGGUGGACAACUGCAAAGAUACCAGUGAUCAUCCUGAUGAAGGACUUCACAUAGAAUUCUGGCACGAUGGCUAUGUUCAGCUUUGCUACAAGUGGGAUACAGGGCCAAAUUGUGGCAGACUCCUUACUAUUGCUGAUAUUGAAAAGGAAGUUGAGCGAACAACAGAGACGCACACAGCUAAUGGAAUGACAACGGAGCAAACUGCACCGAUUAUCAAAUUAAGGCGUCUUUACGAUGAGGGAACAAUGGACCUAGAUUUCCUUACUGAAAGCUUUCGAUAUGGAAACAUGGACAAACACCACCGCGUUAAUUUCUUUUUAUAA